Messenger RNA from Coregonus sp. 'balchen', 3138 nucleotides. NCBI's taxonomy places the organism in Eukaryota, Metazoa, Chordata, Actinopteri, Salmoniformes, Salmonidae. The record is from the annotation of a GenBank genome assembly.
AUGCCCGAGCCGGUACGGAGUUGAGCCCGUCCGGGGCACUCUCAAACGUUCUCUCAACUAUGUAUGGAUCACCUUUCGCCGCAGCAGCACAGGGCUAUGGAGCAUUUCUGCCCUAUUCAAACGAUAUAUCAAUUUUCAAUCAAUUGGUGAGUGCCUUUACUGAUAUAUGCAUUUGGUUCCCUUCAUUCGCUUUUUCCCCCAUCCACACUAAAAAAGAGAAAGGGCGAGGUGACGUUACGUUAUUGAGACAAUGAUCCAUUCAGGACUGAACAAGAAGUGCUCGUUGGUGAACUUUGUUAUUGACUCCUUUUUUUUAAAUAUAAAAAGUAGCCAAGAAGUAGCACAAUAACCGAAAUGUCAGUCGAAAACCUAUGUUUAGACCACUAGAAAAUAAAGAAAACAACUGAAAUUGCAUUUGAUCGUACAGCCGUUAAAAGUGUGGAUACAUGCAUCUUGAAAUACAUUGAAAUGUUUUGCAAUUGGUAGUGAAGAUUUAGAAAUCAAAUAGUUUUUUUCUUGAACAGAAAUGGUGUGUAAAAAAUACAAAUGUGUAACUUUUACAUAUGGUGAUGCUUUUGUUAGUCGUAAACGCAGAAAUCACAUAUCCUAUGUGAAGAAAGACACAUGUGGUGAUAGUGGCUUAAUACUGCAUAUAUUAGCCUAUAUGAUUUGGUCUUAUUUAUCAUAAAGUAGAAUUUCGUUUUGCAAACAUCAUUAAUCUAUCAUAAUAUCUCACACGUCCUUUGGGUCUCUGCUCUUUGUCUUUUAGGGUGCUCAGUAUGAGUUGAAAGACAGUCCAGGCGUCCAAGGACACCCAGGAUUUGCCCACCAUCACCCAGCGUUUUACCCAUAUGGCCAGUAUCAGUUUGGUGACCCGUCCAGACCCAAAAAUGCGACCAGGGAGAGCACGAGCACACUGAAGGCCUGGCUGAGCGAGCAUCGUAAGAACCCCUACCCCACCAAGGGCGAGAAAAUCAUGCUGGCCAUCAUCACCAAAAUGACCCUCACCCAAGUGUCCACCUGGUUCGCCAAUGCCAGGAGGAGGCUAAAGAAGGAGAACAAGAUGACCUGGACUCCCCGGAGCCGCACAGACGAAGAGGGAAAUGUUUACAACAGUGAUCACGAGGAGGGAGAGGAAGGGGACAAGAGGGAGGAUGAGGAAGAGAUCGAUUUAGAAAAUAUCGACACGGAAAAUAUCGAGAAUAAGGACGACUUGGAUGAUCAGGAUGACCUACACGCUGAUUUAAAAUUAGAUGGUAGAAGCGACUCUGAGAUUUCAGACGGCUAUGAGGAUUUACAAGGGCCGGAUCAGAGAUUUCUAAAGGCUGUAGUGAAGGAGGGCAAAGAUAUUAACGUGGAACGGGGCGAGCACUUCCACCACCACCACCAUCACUCUUUUGAAAUUAAAGCCUCACAACCGAAUGGCGAACAACUGAAACUGAAUCCGGUGUCCAUCAAUUCGCCCCCAUCAGAAAAUAACGCGGCCCCGGCCCCGGCCCAAAAGCCAAAGAUUUGGUCUUUGGCGGAGACAGCAACAACCCCUGACAAUCCCCGCAAAUCUCCACAAAUGAAUGGCAGCAACACAGUUGGGCCCGGGGCCCAGACCAUAAUCAGCCCUCAUCACAGACUCAUCUCUUGUCCUGUUGGAAAAAUCCAGAACUGGACAAACCGAGCUUUUUCUGCCCACCAGCUCGCAUUACUGAACUCUAACCAUUACCUUGGACUGGCGAACCAGGCUUCGGCGAACGGGCUCGCCCUCUACAGCAGGCAGCAACACCAACACACGCAGGACAAGAGUCAUAGCUCAGACACAGCCGUCACAGGUACAUGUCACCAACACUGAGGCUGGCGAGCCUGACUGUAUAACAAACUGUUCAUUAUUACUCUAUUUCAGACUUUACUUAUCCCUCUUUAACGCUAUAGCCUACUUAAAUAGGCCUGUUCUGGACAGAUAUUUUGAGGCCGUAAAGAUGAUCAUAAAAGUGUGUUUCCAUGCUGUCGUUUAUGUGACAGAAUAAGGUGGUGUUGAAGCUUUGAACUGGGGGAAGACAGACAGAGUUGGUCGAAAUAAAGGGCCGAAGUCAUUGGUUUUUAAUGUUAUUAUCAGCUGGUUUAUUAUGAGAAUGGAUGGUCAUUCAUGUCCGAUAAUGAUUUUUAAAUUCAGCAUUUGGCCCCAUAUUUCUUUGUCACAUACCUACUUCAGUAUUGUACGUGCUUGUAUUUAACCCGUGACUGACGUGAAGAUUCCCAGGCAGUGAAAUACUAAAUUCACGGCGACAGUGCUGUGCUCUAGUUAUAGACAGGAGAAUGAAUGCAUUUAUUUAUUUAUUUUAUUGCCAUUAUUAUUUCAGAGAGAUCUAGUGCCUUGGAAGCAGAGAAAAAGUUGUUAAAAACAGCCUUCCACCCAGUUCAUAGACGGUAAGAGACUGUCAUCUUUAUGUUAUUUGGCUAAAUUAUUUUUUAUGCACAUCCUAUUUUAUCUUUGACUACCACAUUUACUCAAACUAUAGCCUAUUUUGUCGUAUUUGUAGGACAUGGAAUAGAUGGAUUCCUCAGUGCUUGUGUUAUUUCGUUUAGGCCUCAAAAUUAUAUUUGCAUAUUUGUCAUGCAAAAACCCCAGCUCAAAUUUACCACAUUGGUUUUAUAACCGGCUCUCAUUUUUCAAAAGCAAUCUUCACUUUAUAUCACUUUACUUUUCAAGCAUUUCAUUACCUUGCAGUUCUAGGUUAUUAUUAUUUUCCUCUUACUGAGUGUAUUUAUUUUCUUGACCCGUGUGUUGCAGGCCUCAGAAUCAACUCGAAGCAGCCAUGGUUCUAUCAGCUCUCGCCUCCUCCUAGACUUUGACUUUCACUCUUUCUUUUUAUGAUUUUAUUUUAAUCUGUUGUAAGGAAUGUAAAAUAAGAAUAAUACAUCUGUGUAUACUUACCUUGUAAGCAUGUCCUGUGUAAACCUGCUAAUGUAAUAAUGUAUGAACCAGUAGUCUGUGAGUUUUCUUUUUCUUUUUUGUAAGUUCUGUGAGGAUUUGAUGUUCAAAAUGUUUUGUAUAUAAAGUUAAGAAAAUGUACAUACUUGUGAACCAAAUUGUACAAGAAAGUCUAUAUUUUGGCUAAUAAAUGAACUGCUGCAACUUUAUUAUAA